This is a messenger RNA of Mesorhabditis belari, 804 nucleotides long. The record is from the annotation of a GenBank genome assembly. Lineage: Eukaryota; Metazoa; Nematoda; Chromadorea; Rhabditida; Rhabditidae.
AUGGAGUUUUGUGAGCGAAACUCGCUGAGACACGUGCUAAACGAUCCGGAAAUCCUCUACAACUGGAAGACGAUUCUCGUCUGGGCCGAGCAUUUAACAACAGCAUUGUUGUACCUAAAGAGCCACAAAAUCCUCCAUCGAGAUAUCAAACCGGAAAACGUUCUCGUUACGAUAGACUUUGUGCUGAAACUGGGAGAUUUUGGGCUUGUCAGAGAUCUGAGUUCUGUCGCCAUUUCGACUAAUUUAGCCGGAACAUAUCGCUACAUGAGUCCAGAAGCCUAUGGGGUUUUUGAUCGCAUUCAGAUCGACUAUCCGAGUGAUCUCUACUCGACUGCUUUGUGUCUUUGGGAAAUCGUGGAAAGACGACGUGUUUUCUCGCCUGAGUAUGAUAAUGUCGAGCAUUUCAAUCAUUUUACCUUUUUCAAUGAUCUCAGAAAUGGUUCUUUCAAAUUGUCUUUUCCCAUCGAAAGCGAGAGUCCACUAAAAGCACUAAUUCUCGACGAGAAGGACGAGAGGGAGGGAUCGGUCAUCGAUGAUCUCGAGUCAAGCUUGGCCACCAUCUGCAUGACGCCUUGUACCCUGAUUGAGGCUCGUCGAAACUUGAAAAACAUUCUGCGAGGAGCUCCAAAUCUCUUGAUCACUAUCGAGAAGCUAAUUGACAAAUGCACGAAAUUUCCAAGCGAUCACGUUUUUCUCCUCGAUCGAAACGACGAUUUCCCUCAAAUUCUCACCCCAACACUGAUAAAGAAAGCCUCGCUGACUUUGAAUCUCUACGAUUGGCUUUUGAAAAAGGUCUUUCUUGGA